AUGGGAGGACGUUAUUAUGUUACUGAUCGGACAAAUCCUGAACCCUUAGAGAUAUGCCGUCACUACCCACCAAAUUACGAAGUGGAAUCACUUCCGUCUUAUACCAUUGUCUCAGGGUUGCCAACCUACGAUGACGCUCUAGAAGAGUUUCGAAAAGCGGGCAUCAUUCUAACUCCACCCAUGCCAGUGGUGAAAAUAUUCGAAAAAGAUCCAGCGGCCGCUGACAAUACGGGCAAAGAAAAUCAAAUCUUCAAUAUGGAAAACUGCGUGGGUACCGACAACGACAACGUCUCAGUAACUUCGACCUGCACCUGUGGAGCGGUAAACAAUACAAACUCUAACAAUCCAAACUCGAUAUACACUGUGCCAUCGCCACUUGCACCACAAGUCAUCGAACUAUCACCCGAACAAUUGGCGGCACUGUCACAAAAACGUCUUUCGUUACAAAUAACCUUUAACAAUUCCGUGCGUCGCAAUUCCCGCCCCCGUGGUAUCGAUCUCUAUCGCCAGGUGAAUCGUAAUAACUUGCUGCGCUCACAAGCUGCUGCUGCCGCCGCUGCUGCCCGCGACGGGUUCCCACAAAUUCACCGCUCAUCGUCGACGCUGACUUUGUCCAAUGAACCGAAUAUGUUGGAUCGACAUCUUAUGCAACACCUGCAGCACCGAGGCUCUCUUUAUUAA
Messenger RNA from Bactrocera dorsalis (oriental fruit fly), 681 nucleotides. RefSeq lists its product as uncharacterized. The coding region runs from base 1 to 681 and encodes 226 amino acids. Gene Ontology annotation, biological process: axon guidance. The record is from RefSeq and is a predicted model, not a curated record. NCBI's taxonomy places the organism in Eukaryota, Metazoa, Arthropoda, Insecta, Diptera, Tephritidae. The transcript is spliced from 2 exons.